AAACGGCCACUGUCACAUAACUGUGACUGGAAAAGCUGCCAGACAGCGUCGGAAAACAAACGUUACAACACCAGCUUUAAUUUGCUCCGUUAAAUGAUUAUUAGCACAGAUAAUGAAUGCUAUAUACUACCAGCUUGAUUUAAACACGUGCUGUAUUGGAUAUGUAGUGUUAUAUUAAGUAUAGUGUUAUUUUGGGUUUUUGAAAUUGAUUGGUAGCGCUGUGUGAUAUUCUAGCCCUUUAGAAAGUUCGAGGCAAAGAGCUGUAAUUUUCUUAAUAGUCAAGAAAUGCAUCGAUUUACAAUAUUUGUAUUUAUAUUUUAAGAUAUUGAACAAAGAGUGUGCAUGGAAGUACAUUUCUUAUGUUUUUUUUUUUUUUCGAUUUGUGGGUUGGGUGUGUACAUCAACAAAUGCAACCAUAUAUUAUUUUAAUCACCGUCUUGUUCCCUUAAUCAUAACACCAUUUUGAAACACGUUUAAAAAAACACCAUGUUUGUUCAAAUGAACCCCACCAGUAAGAGACAUUUUUUCUUUGUAAAGGUGUCCACUAGGGGUCACUCUUUUAUAAUGAGUGAAUAUAGGUAGGAACCUUCCUUCAAGUGACCGGUGUUGCUGGAGGAAGGUGCACACAGUUUUUGUCCGUUGCACAAGGCUAUGCGGUUGCAAAUGGUUACCAACGUGGCAAAUUAAAUUAAACAGGGCUCUCAAGUCUCACGCAUUCACCGUGAGACCCACCCAUUUCAGUCAGUUCACACGCCACACUUUGUAUUUCUCACGCUGAGAAGAGACGAGACGCAGGCAUACGCUGGCAGUUCUAGCGAGUUCAGCUGCUUAUGUGCUCAACUUUACGCAGCGCUGCAAGAACUGACAAGCAGAUGACAUCAGAGUACCGCGAGAAUUCUCGGAGGUGGCUGAUUUCAAAUCACUCUCGCGUUACUCUGAUGUCAUCCACUUGUCGUUUCUCGCCUCAUGAAGUUGUACACACCUUAUUGAUGCAUCCUACCAGGCAAUCAGAAAGAAAUUAGAAGUUGUUUCUGGUUAAAUUAUAUUAUCCCGCUGCAAGCACGUUCGUUACUAACAUGGAUUUAACAGAGUGGAAGUUGGAUGAGCAAGAUUUGAUGAAUGCGUUGUAAGACAGAAUACCAUCUUGUCUGAUUCAGCUGGUGGGCACGUGACUGGCAGCAGUGCAAGUUGUGUUCAACGGAGGUUGAACAUCGCUGCACCUGCAGCCAGUUACACAAGAUUUACUCUUCCUGGGGCUAUAGAGGAGGAAGAGGAGGAUGAGUGCAGCCCAGAAGCUCAUGGAUUCAUGGCCGGCAGCGGAGAACGAGACGCUCAACGGAGGUUGUCUGUCUCCUCAUCUGCAGCUGAUCAAGAGUCUAUUGUGUCUUCUGAGGAUUCAGAACACAACACAACACACACUAUGGAACAAAAAACAAAAUCACAAAAAAAGAAGGAGAAGAAGAGAAAGAGAAAGAGAAAGGGGAAGAAGGCGGCUAUCCGUUCUUUCUUCCAAAAUACAUGGCGAACUAUAAAGCAAGCCUGCUGUGUUUGCCAAAAUGAGGACGACUUGGAUCCAUCUGAUCCAACUGAUCCUCCGCCAGGCCCAUCCGGCCUGAAGCCAAAGGCCCGGAGUGAUCAUGCCGAUCUACUCAAGCCAACGGGCUGCCAUAAACCAGACUGUUGCCACCCUGGUUUAUUAAAUACCUUGGAGGAAACCAACCUCCAGGAAGCGGCUGAUCCCAACAAUGGUCCAUUCGACCGGGAACGAGAUGCCCAACCGGAUCAGUUUGAUAGUCAGUCAUGCCUUUCUGGCCUGCAGAGGGCCCGUUACAAUAAUCGGCAGGAUAGUCCCUUCGGACUCGAGCCGGCGGGCUAUGAAGGGCCAGACUAUUGCCAGUCUGGUCCAAGUACCUUGGAAACAACCGAGUUCCAAGAAGCGGCUGAUCCCAAAAACGGUCCAUUCGACCGGGAACGAGAUGCCCAACCGGAUCAGUUUGAUAGUCAGUCAUGCCUUUCUGGCCUGCAGAGGGCCCGUUACGCUAAUCGGCAGGAUAGUCCCUUCGGACUCGAGCCGGCGGGCUAUGAAGGACUAGACUAUUGCCAGUCUGGUCCAAGUACCUUGGAGACACCCGAGUCCCAAGAAGCAGCUGAUCUUGAACAUGGUCCGUUCGACCAGGAGCCAGGUGCUCCGAAUGAUCAUGCUGAUCCUCAGCCAGGUCCAUCUGGCCUGGACUUGAGUGAUGAGGAAGAUUUUCUGUUUGCUGAUUUUAGCAGUCAAGGAGAAUCUGAUGAAGAUCUCGCAGUAGCAGCACCUUAUCCUGUUAACCCUGCUAAUGGCAUACAAUUUGAACCAUUUGGAUCAAGACCAACUCCUAAUUGGUCUUUCACUUCUCGAUAUCAAGUGGUGCCAAACUGGUUGCUUGGAUCAGGGAGAACAGGAAGGAUUUUUGGUGCGAUUCGUUUUUCUGAUGGCGAACGGGUGGCGGUCAAAUGUGUAGCAAAAGAUAAAUAUAAAAGCCAAAGAUCGCCUGGCUUUCGCACACCCGUGCCACAAGAAGUUGCUAUGAUGUUGGAACUGCAACGACACCCUCCCCUGUGCUCUCGCGUGAUACAUAUGCACGAGUGGUUUGAAUUUCCCGAUGGAUACAUCGUCGUUUAUGAAAUGUUGUCACAUCCCUGGAUGAGGCUGGACAAAUUCUUGGAAAAACACCACGAUCGGAUCAGCGAGAGAAUGAUUAGAGACUUAUUUCGUCAGUUGGUGUUAGCCACCAAAUAUUGUUGGGAGCACAGGGUGUACCAUUUAUUUUCUUACCUAGAAAAUAUAAUGGUUAACAUCAAGACCAUGAAGCUUAAGCUUUGUGGCUUUGGUGGAGGGCGUUUGGCUCCCGUUAGUUCCCGUGAACCGCAUCUGAUUGAUCCAGAGCCUGACAGCAGACCGGAUAAGAUGCUGAUUCCUCUCAUGGCAUUGAGAAGUGUUUUAAACUUCAUGGUUAUCUACAACGAGACCCAUACCGAUGGGGAACUCGUUGUAUCUGAUGAAUGCCAUGAACUCUGCCGUCAUUUAGCGGUUUACCGUUUCCAUGACGCAUUUGACAGAAUCCUAAGACAUCCAUGGAUGGCACAAGAUGAAUGGUCCUACGCAGGCAGUCAGGUCCCAAGACUUGCUUUGUGAAGAAAUACACUGAUGCUUAAGACGCACCAGUCCCCGUGCCAUCCGAAAUCAAGCCUGAUGCUUUGGAUUCCAACCUGCCACGGAAACACCCGCAAUGGGCCUUAAGCCCUGACGGUGGCAGUCAAAUGCGUUUUAAGGAACUAGACGCGAAAAAGCGGUCGACAAAGCUGAUCCGUGGAAGACAUUGUGACUCAGUCGACCGCACAGAAUUUAAGAGACUUUGACAUUAAUGUAUUUUUGUUAGUAACUGUUUACCAUAGAUGCUGUUUAAUAUUGAAUAUGAUGUUUUUUAUUUAUGUUUAACAGAUAAUUCUGUCAUAAAUUGAAUUUUUGCA
Messenger RNA from Misgurnus anguillicaudatus (oriental weatherfish), 3507 nucleotides. NCBI's taxonomy places the organism in Eukaryota, Metazoa, Chordata, Actinopteri, Cypriniformes, Cobitidae. The record is from RefSeq and is a predicted model, not a curated record.